AUGAGUCCCGCAAAUAUCCCGCUAUGGGCCCGAGACACCGUUAGUGACCUCGAAUCGGUACCCUCGACAUUCUCCAGCUGGGAUAAAUGUAUGUCCAAGACUUACUGCAAGUGGCCCGUUAUCGCCGGUAUCAUCGUGGGAUCCGUGAUCCUACUCGCCGUAUUAGCUUGCGUGAUUAAUUGCAUAUGCUGUGGCUAUCAAUGCUGCAAGUGCUGCUGUAGCUGCUGCUGUCCGUCCGGCAGGCGCAGAAACAAGCAGCCCAAGCAACCAAAGCAGUUCGACGACCCUCCAUUCCACCAGCCUCCCCCACCAGACGCGAACCCAAUCUAUAAAGCUCCUCCUGCUCCGCCUUCGUACCGUGGCGCGCAACAGACUGCGCGCUUUGAUGCGCCCAAGUCUCCCUCUGCUACGGUCGCGACGGCUAAUGAUGAUGCUUUACCUGAGAUGCCUACUUGGGCUGGUGCUGUCAACAAGCAUGUCGAAGAUCCGAAUCACCAUGAUGACGUUGAGAUGGAACCUCUGAAUCCCCGAGACAGGAAGGGUGCUGGAACUCCUGGUGUUGCGUACUCCGAUUACUCUCCUAGCCCAUCCAUGGCCGGUGGAGGUUACAGAGGCUUUGGUCCUACUGAUCCCUAUGCGCGACGCUCACCCGCUCCCGCAGCUGCAUUGGCUGCUACGCAGGAUCCAUACGGACGUCGCUCCCCUGGUGUGGCAUCCCCAGGUGGACCGAUGGAUCCCUACGCUAGAAGAUCCCCCGGCCCAGCAGCAGCACUCUCCGCAACACAAGACCCCUACAACCGCCGCUCCCCAGGUCUGACUUCCCCCGCAGGAGCCCCAGUCCACAACCCCUAUGACCAAGCGUACGAUGACCACUCCACCUAUGGCGGCAACCAAUACCACGCCGUCACAUCCCCUUCCCCAGUGGCCGCCUACAAACCCCAUACAAACUACAGCCCCGUGCCAAUGUCCUUCACCCCAUCCGUGGAAAUGGACCACGGCGCAGGUGCCGCUCCCACUCCUGGCUUUACGCGCCAACCCUCGUUCGGCUCGAGCCAGUAUCCUCCUACUUAUACCUCCCAGCCUCCGUCGGCGUACAGAGCUUUCUCUCCAUCGCCUGCUUCCCCGCCCCCUCCUUUCCCUGCUCCUUCGCCUUCGGAGUAUGCCCCUUAUAACCCCCAUGCCGUGUCUUCGCUACCAGCUCCCGAGCCGGAUACAAUGAGACCUCCUAGUUUGUUGCAGAGUGGGCCUAAGCCCAAUGCUGCUCAUAACUUCUGA
Messenger RNA from Penicillium antarcticum, 1275 nucleotides. RefSeq lists its product as uncharacterized. The record is from RefSeq and is a predicted model, not a curated record. The coding region runs from base 1 to 1275 and encodes 424 amino acids. NCBI's taxonomy places the organism in Eukaryota, Fungi, Ascomycota, Eurotiomycetes, Eurotiales, Aspergillaceae. The transcript has 2 exons. Gene Ontology annotation, cellular component: cellular bud neck; plasma membrane.